Molecule: messenger RNA, 1584 nt
Organism: Entrophospora sp. SA101
Lineage: Eukaryota; Fungi; Glomeromycota; Glomeromycetes; Entrophosporales; Entrophosporaceae
Source: the annotation of a GenBank genome assembly
AUGAAUUUUUGUAGAGUUAUUUUAUCAUCAUCUAAACAAACUUUUAUUGAUUCAUUUUGGUCAAAAAACUAUAUAUUUUCAAGGUCAAUUUCUUCCGAGAAAUUACGAAAAUCAACAAAUCUAAAUUUGGAUGAAUGGGAGGCAAUAAUUGGUCUGGAAAUACAUGCACAAAUUAAUUCGAAAACAAAACUUUUUUCCUCAUCUUCUACACUAUUCAAUGAACCUGUUAACACCAAUAUUUCAUUGAUCGAUGCUGCAUUUCCAGGAACAAUUCCGAGAUUGAAUUCCAAGUGUGUUGAUCAUGCAAUAGCUACAUCUUUAUCAUUAUCAGGAAAUGUUCAAUUGGUUUCUUUUUUUGAUAGAAAACAUUAUUUUUAUCCUGAUUUGCCUGCUGGUUAUCAAAUCACUCAGCAUUAUGCACCAAUCUCUAUUGGUGGAAAAAUUUGUUUGUCAAAAUUGGAUGGUCUUGAGUAUGAUGCUCAAAUAAGAAUCAAACAAAUACAAUUAGAACAGGAUACUGGAAAAAGUACCCAUGAUGUUAUGACAUUGGUUGAUUUAAAUAGAGCUGGAGUAGGAUUAAUGGAAAUAGUAACAGAACCAGAUAUAAGGACAUCAAAAGAAGCAGGAUUGGCAUUAAGAAAAUUACAACUGUUGCUUAGAACAAUUGGAUCUUCUGAUGGGAAUAUGGAAGAGGGAUCCUUAAGAUGUGAUGUUAAUGUUUCUGUUCAUAAACAUGGAACACCAUUUGGCACAAGGUGUGAAAUUAAAAAUUUGAACAGUGUAAAGUUUUUAAUGUUAGCAAUAGAUGCAGAAAUAUAUAGACAAAUCCAAGAAUUAAUCAAAGGAAAUUCAAUUAUUCAGGAAACAAGAGGCUAUGAUGUUCCAGCUAAUAAAACUUUUAAAUUAAGAACCAAAGAAACUUUAACUGACUAUAGAUACAUGCCAGAGUCUGAUUUACCACCAUUACUAUUAACAAAAAAACAUAUUACCAAAAUAUUUGAUUCUUUACCAGAAUUACCAGACAAUAAGAAGAAAAGAUUGUUGGAGCAAUAUAAUUUAUCAAUACAUGAAGUAUCAAAGAAUCGUAAUUCACAACAUGUCAUAAAUUUUAUUAUACAUGAAUUGUUUGGAGUUUUAAACCUUAAAGGAUUAAAGUUUUAUCAGAAUCCUGUUUUAAUUGAGCAACUUGGCUCUUUAAUUGAUUGUGUUAACAAUAACGAAAUAUCCGGUAAGAUUGCUAGAAAAGUUUUAAUGAUGAUGGUUGAUGGUGAUACACGUCUACCAAAAGAUAUCAUCAUUGAAAAAAGUUGGCAACAAUUAAGUGAUAUUGAUGAACUAGAGAAAUUAUGUAAAUCAGUUUUAAAGGAAAAUCCAAAUUUGGUGAUGGAAAUAAAAGUAAAAGAAAAAGAAAAUCUAAUCCAAUAUUUUAUUGAAUCAUCUGCAGUAACAAAGGGUGUUUCCCCAACUGCUGAUGGGAUUGUAUCAUUUGUAUUACACAUCAGUAAUGUGAAGCUUGCUUGGCUGAUGAAUAUUGAAACUAAGUAUGAACUUGUAUCUACAAAUGAUACUCAUUUCCAAGCUUAA